Molecule: messenger RNA, 2200 nt
Organism: Euleptes europaea (tarantolino)
Lineage: Eukaryota; Metazoa; Chordata; Lepidosauria; Squamata; Sphaerodactylidae
Gene: SLCO2A1
Product: solute carrier organic anion transporter family member 2A1
Exons: 14
Coding region: 24-1940 (638 amino acids)
Biological process (GO): sodium-independent organic anion transport; prostaglandin transport; transmembrane transport
Cellular component (GO): membrane
Molecular function (GO): prostaglandin transmembrane transporter activity; protein binding
Source: RefSeq, a predicted model, not a curated record
CGCUGGAGAGCUCAGGGCGGACAAUGGGAGUUCGGGCCGAAAAUGGCAACGCUCCCAGAAUCGGCGGCGGCCGACCAGGGUUCAGCACCUGCUUCGGGAACAAGAUCUAUAACAUAAAGGUUUUUGUGUUCUGCCAUGGCAUGCUACAGCUGUCUCAGCUCCUCUACAGUGCAUACUUCAAGAGCAGCCUGACGACCAUUGAGAAACGCUUUGGCCUUUCCAGUUUCGCCUCUGGCUUCCUCUCCAGCUUACAUGAGAUUGGCAAUAUCGUCCUCAUCAUCUUUGUCAGCUACUUUGGGAAUCGAGUUCACCGGCCUAGGGUAAUAGGCUUUGGAGGCCUGCUGAUGAGCGUAGGAACCUUCCUUCUGACUCUUCCACAUUUCCUCUUACCCCCGUACAAAUAUUCAGCAACAUUCAUCGAUAAUAACAGCAACAUUACAACUGAGAUCUGCCUCAGAGAGAGUGAACGCCCAGUCACAAACUUCACCGUGGAUACCCAGGCAGAAAAAACCUCUUUGUGGGGGAUAAUGGUAGUUGGCCAGCUGUUGGCAGGAAUUGGGACUGUCCCAAUUCAGCCUUUUGGGAUUUCCUAUGUGGAUGAUUUUGCAGAGCCAAACAACUCUGCAUUGUAUAUAGCAAUCUUAUUUGCCAUAUCAGUGUUUGGGCCAGCAUUUGGAUAUCUCCUUGGCUCAGCAGCACUGCAGAUCUAUGUGGACGCUGGAAGAGUUGACCUGAAGACUAUAGACUUGACUCCUGGAGACCAGCGUUGGAUUGGCGCAUGGUGGUUGGGACUUCUCAUUGCCUCAGGUUGCUUGAUGCUCUCAUCCAUUCCCUAUUUCUUCUUCCCUCGAUACAUGAUCAAAGGGAAGGUAGAAGCUGAAGUGGAUGCCUUGAAGAAGAAGAUUGAAAAAACAAAGGCCGAAGAAGGAUCCUUGUUGGAAUUUAUUAAAAAGUUCCCUCAAGGCAUCCUCUCACUGGUUCUCAAUCCAUACUUCUUAUUGCUGGUUAUAGCUCAGUGCAGCUUCUCCUCGGUCAUCGCUGGCCUGUCUACCUUUCUCAACAAAUACCUGGAGAAACAGUAUGGGACCACCCCCUCCUAUGCAAACUUUCUCAUUGGAACCAUCAACCUGCCUGCUGCUGCUCUGGGAAUGCUGUUUGGAGGCAUGCUCAUGAAGCAUUUUGGCUUCUCCCUGAAAACCAUCCCACGGUUCUCCACCGUUGUACUGCUUGUAUCCACGUUUUUGUGCCUUCCGCUCUUCUUUAUGGGCUGUUCCACAAAGAAAGUGGCUGACGUUUAUCCACCCAGAACAUCAGGUUCCUCGAUGCAGAAUCCAUGCAACAAACACUGCUUCUGCACUGGUAUCUUCCACCCUGUCUGUGGAGAUGAUGGUGUGGAAUACAUCUCUCCCUGCCAUGCAGGUUGUACUGGCUUCAUCUCAAAUUUUUCUACACACAUGGUUACGAUGUACACAAACUGCUCCUGUAUCCACACAAAAGCUGGACAGUCCUCAGCAACGAUAAUAUCCUGCCCGAUUAGUUGUGCCCAUUGGCUGCUUCCUGUUAUAUUCCUCAUCUCAUUUGCUGCACUGGUAGCCUGCCUGUGUCAUAACCCUAUGUACAUGAUGGUGUUACGAGUGGUGGGCCGUGAUGAAAAGUCCCUGGCCAUUGGAGUCCAGUUCUUGUUGUUGCGAUUGCUAGCUUGGUUGCCAGCUCCUGCCCUCUUUGGCUUACUCAUUGACUAUUCAUGCAUCUGGUGGAGGAAGCAGAAUGGCAAGAUAGGAUCCUGCGCUUACUAUAACAACCACCUCCUGCGCAGCAGGUACUUGGGUCUCCAGGUGGGUUACAAACUUCUUGGUAUUCUGCUGUUGAGCUUAAUCACCUGGAAGAUGACCAAGAACAAGGAAUACAAUGUGCAAAACAAAUCCGCUGGCCUAGUAUAGCUUUGCACUACAAGGACCCCUCUUGAACAUCACUUUAUGCCUUGAGCACUGUUUUGUACCUUGCCCAUAUUUACUUAACAGCCUUUGUGGCCUUUUUACAUUAAGGGAACAACUUCAUAUUCACAGCUGAACUUUCCAUUCUUGCACAUAAGCUCCUGCUAUGUGCAGCCCAGUGAAAUGGACAUUGCGGUGCUGGUAAAUGGAGCUAUGAGAUGGACUCCCAAGACCUGGCCAAAAGGAUAGUGUUAAAGAGCCAGUGC